Messenger RNA from Schistosoma turkestanicum, 3772 nucleotides. Lineage: Eukaryota; Metazoa; Platyhelminthes; Trematoda; Strigeidida; Schistosomatidae. The record is from the annotation of a GenBank genome assembly.
ACUUAACUGAAUAAGUCAGCGGUUUAUAAAACUCAAGGUUAGGUGAAACAUCUGAUUUGUGUAGCACGAGGUUACUUUUUCGACAUAUUAGUCCGAAGGAUUCCAGUCAAAUUCGUAUUUUUCAGGUAUUUUGCAUAAAAAGAGUCUAUGCUUACGACUUGAGGGACUUUUUUUGGACAUUCUUGUCGGUUGUUUCUUCCACUUGCUUAUAAAGUAUGCAUAUGAGCGAAUUUAAUUCAAAAAGCUCUCAGAUUUUGAUAGCAUGUCUGGGCUUUGUUGUUCUAAGCUUGAUUAUAAGUAUUUAACAUGAUUCAGCGUAUACUUUAUGUAGACGCAAUUAGUUUACAGCUUUUGAAGUUGGCUUUCUCAUAGAUGAUUACGAAAACCUAAUUUCGUUGGGUUUUUAUGCAUCGAAACAUUUGACGUAGUUUACAUCCACAAAUGUCACUGUACAUUUUUCAUCGUGAGAUAAGGUGGUUUCUCAAUUUUAGGUUAUAAUUAAAGUGAUGGACAACGCAAUUUCAACUUGAUCGUGACUGUAUGUCAUAACAUUUGUAACUAAGGUAUUCAUACAUUCUGUACAUCGAUUAAUCAUGAAUAACAAUGACUUUGACCGCAAAAGUAUGCAUCCAAGUGCACACGAUAUAAUUAAUUUCUCCGUAUAGCUGUUGCUAGCUGACAAAACCACUUGCAUAUCACAUUCCAUAUAAUUCUUGACUCCAAUUACCUCUGGUACCAAAGUAUGCUACGUAGAGUCAAAUUUUCGAUCGCGUAAGUUAUCGUUGGUGACUGUAAUGAUGUGUUAACGCUAGCCUGAUCACUACCUUUGCUCAUCUAUUACCUUGCCGACCGGGAGAAAGAUUACCACCAGGUAGCACCGUUUCUUGAAGUUACAGGAUUAUCUUAUAAACUACAGAGGGAGAAAGUGAAUAUAUUUUAGUUGUUUUUCAAAUGCUCUGACGUGACUGCUGCCUCAUGGUAUGAGUGUUGUUCACGAAAUCGAGAGGACGGAAGGCGAAUUUCCAGCACUUCACAACGGGGUUGAUGAUACGAAAGAUCCCGCUAGAUGAGUUGAAAUACUCAGAUUCCAAACCAGCGGUGCACAUGAGCUAUAGUAUUUCGAUGUUUAUCAAAGACUUAGUCUCACGCUAAAGAAAUCACGUGCUCCAUUUUGUAUUCCUAGGUAGUAUCCCGAACCUCACACAUUUAGUAAUUUGUGUAGUUUAGAAAUAUUUAGGUGUUUCUUUACCAAUGUUUCCGUGCAUUUCGAGAGUGAAAGCGGACUCACCACUCACGUCCGUGACUGGACAUUUGUGGGCUGUAUGAAAUUCUACAACUGCUAAUAUGUAAUGAAGGAACUUUCCCUUUGUUGAUUAAUGACACUGAAAUCCCGUUUAAUUGCUCGGGUUUAUUUAAAAUGCGGAGUUCCUCAACAUGAAAAUAGAUUUCAUGAAUACCAGAACUGCUUUUACAAAACAACACAGCUAGGCUUUUCUGUAAUUAGUCCACAUAACGGAUGCGGUCCUGCAGUUUUACAAUCUAACGGCGAGAGCUAUUUACUGUGGUCGAGAUGUUGGCACUUUCUGAUGAGUUCUUACGACUUUUCUCAUUGAGUAAGUGGCUAAUAUGCCAGCUCAAGAUAAAGGUGUAAGAUGUACGACGAAAAGUUUUUUUCGGACUCACACCAUUAAAGCGUCCAUUUUGAGAUCCACUUUUCUUGUUUAAGUCGGUAAGCCCUUUAUCCUUAGAUGGUCUUAGAUAUAUUUCUGUUUAUACUACAUAAUCGGUGAAAUCCUUAGAAUAUCAGUUGUUAAUAAAUUGUAGGAGUAUUAAAUGGAAUAAGAAUAUAAACUGUGUGCAUGAACAUCGAGUGUUUUAAGCAUCAGUUUGUACUUUUUGGGAUCGCUGCUGCUUCUGACUUUGGUACUUUGUAAUGUUUUCUUCAAACUCAUUAUCUUGUCAAGACUGAGCAAACUAGAACUGUUGAAGAAGUUAAGUUUUAGUUCUUACUUUACAUAGAGUAGUCUCCAAGUUUAUCACUUCACUGCUCCAAUACAUUAGCACAGCAUCUCAGCUGUAGUUGGUUAAAUUGUCACAAAUAAAAUUAAUAUUUAUUUCUGAAUUGUACGAGUAGUAUGACAUCGGUUUUCUAAAUUUAAAGUUUCAGUUGGCUUUGUUAAACAGGAUUUCUCGAUUUCAUGUACCUGAAAAUUCUCACAACUUGAUGGCCAGUUCUCACCUAGUUCUUUUCUAAAAAAAAUAGGAUAUCUCCAGACGACGUUCUCCAAGCAAUGUUGAUAUACCUCAUUUAUCAAGUACAGAUUCCUGUACUCGAAUGCUAUUAAAGCUAUCCGGGUGCCUAAACUAAAGUAGGUGGAGUGGGAACAUAGUGCUUGCAGUCCGAACACCUAAACCACCAAGCUAUCGCUUUAGAUAAUAUACUGUGCUAAUAGUGUUCGUUUGUACUAAGUCAAAGCAGUGAAUAUUAUUUGAUCUUAUGCACUAUUUAUAAAAUUUCACAUGAUUUGUUCCUAAAUGAUUAAUUAAUUUCCAUAUAUAUCAGGCACUUUUUAUAAUCAGUAAUACCCUAGGGCCAUCUUAAUCAAUGCUUCUUUGUUCAAACGAUAUUGGAUUGCAUCUGUUACCGAUUCUCGUGUGUAUCCUCACUUUUGUUGCAGUCACGACUUGUUAUUUCCUUUCCCUUAAACAAGACCACAUAUCAUCGUACUUUCCUUACAUAAGUGAUGCCGGUUCCAGAAUUCCAGAAAGUUGUAUUUUUGGCCAAUUAUUAAAUAUUGUUUCAGUUUUGGCAGGUUUAUGCUUCUACUCGUGGCAUAAACAUUUGUUAGAUUGUAGUCAGAAAUUUAAUCAACGGCGUUAUCGUCAAAUUAGACUGGCUAGAAUCGCUUUAUGUUUUGGUCUUAUAUGUGCAUUUGGUAUGAGUAUAGUAGCGAAUUUUCAGGAAACAGCCAUUUGGUCUAUGCAUCUUCUCGGUGCAGGUCUACUUUUUGGAGGUGGUUCAAUCUAUUCACUUGUUGUGACAUAUAUAACAUAUAAAUACCUUGAAUAUAGUCCAAUUCGCAUCAUUCGUUUGGUGUUGACAUUCAUUUCUAUUUUUUCAUUUUUAUUACAACCAACAACUGGAUUAGUCGCUCGUUUCAUGUAUGAUGGAGAUAAUAUUAGAAAAUGGAAACCAACUGACAAAGGUUAUUCGUUUCAUGUAGUUAGCAGUAUUUCAGAAUGGAUCACAGCUUUAUCAUUCAUAGGUUUUGUUUUUACACUUGUAUGGGAAUUGAAAAACUACAAAGUACAUCAUAUAAAGAUUGUUCGCCGAUGGAGUAUACUUAGCGUUGAUGAUGAUAAUAAUAAUAAUGACGAAAAUAUGCUUUCUUGAAAUCACUUUUCUUAAUUAUUAUUUAAACUGCUAUCAAAUGUCUAUUCAGAUUUUCACUUAUCCACACUGUUUUCUUUCAUAUUCUUUAUUGGUUUUUCUUCAGUCAAAGCAAAAUAAUUUCUAACCAAUAUUUUUGAAGUUUAUAUAUUUAUAUGACUGAUUUAUCCAGCCAUUUUAACUUGAAUUCAAAAAGAACCGUUUAUACUUGUUUGAACCGAUAUGAAUAAUCUAUUCUUGUUUGCUGACUAAAACAAUCAUGCAAAAUGUAAUUAUCUCUGAUUAGAAUUAAAUACAGUGAAACAAAAAUCCAAUUUAUGAAGUCUGUUCUUGUUUUUUCUUAAUACUAUGUAUGAUGUUAAAACAUUGGAAAAUCGAUCC